Molecule: messenger RNA, 618 nt
Organism: Alnus glutinosa
Lineage: Eukaryota; Viridiplantae; Streptophyta; Magnoliopsida; Fagales; Betulaceae
Product: calmodulin-like
Exons: 4
Coding region: 1-528 (175 amino acids)
Molecular function (GO): enzyme regulator activity; calcium ion binding
Source: RefSeq, a predicted model, not a curated record
AUGUCAGACGCAUUAACAGAAGCCCAGGUUGCCGAGUUCUGGGAGGCCUUUUCUCUCAUUGACAAGGACUCGGAUGGUGGGUUUUUCUCUCCAACUUUAGGAAACUGGGCGCUGGAAAUGUUUUUUUUGAAUUAUUGGGUGCUGCAUCUACUUGUAGGCCACAUUACCAUGGAAGAACUGGCAACGGUGAUACAGUCAUUGAACGAGAAUCCCACAAAAGAAGAGGUUGGAGACAUGAUUGGUGAAGUUGACGCUGAUGGAAAUGGGACCAUAGACUUUGAAGACUUCUUGAAUAUUAUGGCAAGAAAAAUGAAGGAAAAUGUUGCCGAGGAGCUAAAAGAAGCCUUCAAAGUAUUUGACAGGGAUCAAGAUGGUUACAUUUCAGCUAAUGAGCUGAGACAUGUAAUGAUAAAUUUGGGGGAGAGAUUGACAGACGAAGAGGCUGAACAGAUGAUCAAAGAGGCUGAUUUAGAUGGUGAUGGCCAAGUCAGCUAUGAAGAAUUCGCAAGAAUGAUGAUGCUAAAUUGAUAUAACUCCAAAAGUAAUCGCAUUAUAUAUGUUGUGCAAUUGUUGUUGUUAUUAUUAUCAAAAUGUCGAAAUUACAUGGUUAACAAGGUA